Molecule: messenger RNA, 1131 nt
Organism: Sphenostylis stenocarpa
Lineage: Eukaryota; Viridiplantae; Streptophyta; Magnoliopsida; Fabales; Fabaceae
Source: the annotation of a GenBank genome assembly
AUGUCUCCUUCUAUGAAAUCGAAAUCCAAACGCAAGGUUGGUAAGGAUCAAAGGAAUACCACUCCAACCACUAAUGGCACUCCUGCUACGGCAUAUAAUCCAGUUUCGGGUACACAUCGUUCCCUGGAAACAACGAAAGUUUCCAGUGACAACAGCCAUUUCCAAAAGAUAGGUGACACAUAUGAGCAUCCAAGUAGUCUUCAAGGGACAGUGUCUGAGAUUGACUUGGUUUCUAACAAUGAUAACUUCUCUGGUGAAUCAGAAGACCCUAAAGAGAAAGUAGGAAACAUUCGGCAGGAUAGUGUUCCGGGUUCUGGCAAUGACCGAAGGGAAAAGAUUCGGCUGAAGAAUGAGAGAAAACACCAGCGCCAGAGGGAAAGGAGAGCUCAAGACCUGCAUAACCGAUGUUGUGGGUAUCUGAUGUCCAGGAAACUAGAAUCACAUGUACAACUCUUAGUGUCAAUGGGGUUCUCUUCCGAUCGAGCAAUGUUGGCCUUAAUGUUAAAUGAUGGGAAAGUAGAGGAAUCAGUAUCCUGGCUGUUUGAAGCAAGUGAAGCACACACCAGGAGUAUUUCCAAUGUUGGACUCACUGCUAAUUUGAAAAUUGAUGUAAGUCAGGAGCUUGUGCAGAUAUCUGACAUGGAGACGAGGUAUAAUUGUUCUAAGCAAGAAGUUGAAAGGUUAGUUGUUGCCUGUGAAGGUGAUCUUCUUAAGGCAGAAGAUACUUUAAAAUCUCAGAACCAAGAAUCUUCUUCAGUGACCCAGUUGAAGCCAGAAGAAGAGUCUGCUCAAAUCAAUGAUCUGAUGAGAUUACAAGGGUUUCCAUCUGUUCCAGUUUCAACCCAACCAAGACAAAACGAAGGUGAUUUCAACAACACGAGUGCACUUUCACUCUCUCAGUUCCACCUUCCCUUGCACUGCUUUCUGGUCAGAGUGCAGCCAGAACAUUCAACUCAUCAUUCACUUGAUGAUUGGAACUCUGGGGGCAUGAUGCCUCAACUCAACUGCAUCAGUGCAUUAAAGGGUAGGAAUACUCCAUCUUUUAGUGGCUUGAGAAUGUGGACAUUCCUUUUGAAGGGAAUGACAUAUUCACUUAUAAAUUUUGUCACCUCUCCUCUUAUGAGACUAUAG